Messenger RNA from Prorocentrum cordatum, 1273 nucleotides. NCBI's taxonomy places the organism in Eukaryota, Dinophyceae, Prorocentrales, Prorocentraceae. The record is from the annotation of a GenBank genome assembly.
GGUUAAAUCGAAUAGGGUCGAGCAGGGUGGAGGAUAAGUAGACUCGAGGGAAACAUCACAGGAUAGGGUCGGAGCCGAGAUUGCCGACAGUUGCCCCCACGAGGGUGGUCAGCCCGUGCUCGCGGCCAAAUCGCCGCCAGGCCUUCCAAGCUCGAGCCCCAGGCCUGGCCGCCGCUGCCUACAACUCGGGGCAUUUUUUUCGUAAAUUGGUGGUUGCCGUCUCGCCCGCGGGGAUGUCGAACAAGCCUGCUUGCGAUGCGGCCUCAUCCUCGAGCCGCUGCUGCAACCCCAUCACCUCCAAGGCCUCGGCAGGCAAACAGGUCGUCCGGGAUAUUCUGGGCCAAGCCCCUCCUACGGGCUGUCCAUCGCGUGGCACUUGUGGCUGAAAUGCCUCAUGAACUUCACGAUCUGAGCGUCCUGCUGGCCCAACAUCUGCACGAUCGUUUGCUUGAGCUCCUCAACGACCUCCACGGUAUGUGCCUCCUGCUGGUCAUCAUCCCGCGUGAUGUCCGCCAACUCGCCCGCCUUCAGCUUGAACAUCUCCUCGAAGGACUCCCGCAACUCCGGCUGCUCCUCCUUGGAGUCUAGCAAGGGGAUGUUCCGCACCACAUGGAGCCACUGCGCGAGCGGCUGUGGACCUGCAUUGCCCACCGGGACCUUGCUGCAAGCCGUGAUGCCAAGCCGGAAGCGUGCCGUCGCCUUCCGGCGAGACGACGUCCGCGCCAACUCCAACGGCCAGCUGCGCGAUCUCCAUUGGCAACUGUUGAGCGAGGGGUUGGGAUUUGCUGUUGCGGAGCUUGCUGAGCUUGCCUGGCCGCGUGGCAGCCGCGUUUCCCCGAACACCGAGAGCCCGCAGCGUUAGCUUCGCGUCGGCAGCGAUCCGCUGCCCUUCAUGGCCCGAGACGGCUUUGACCCUCGCCAGCACGAGGUCCAUGUCGCCGACGGGGUCCCGAUCGUCGCUGCCAGCGCCGCCUUCAGGCUGGCCUCCCGCGGCCGCCCCCGAGCCUGCCGCCGCCAGGAACGCCCCGGACGCCGAGUGAGCCAAAGGGCAAGUCCGCGAGGCAGCGCAGCCGCGCGUCCACGUCGCCGACAUCGUGGGCCGCCAUCGCACUCGCCGCUCGGCGAGGCGCCGUGCGCGCAGCGUGGGACGGGCUCCACCGCCUUGAGCAAAGAAUGGCUACGGGAGCAAAUGUUUCAGUAGAGUAGAAUCGGAGGUGGGGUGGGUGAGAACGAAGUGGAACGGAGAGCCCCCCUACGGGGAAAUCGGUUUCGG